AUGGAGGACAAAAGAACAAUCAAGGCUGGUAAUCAUCCAAAUGGAAAUACUAAUACUAAUAGUGAUAAUGCAAUUAAACCCAGAAAAGUUCCAGUAUUAUCAAACCUAAGUAAAACUGAGAUAUCUGCUUUGUCUGGUGCGAUGGCUGGAUUUUUGUCUGGUGUUGCUGUUUGUCCAUUAGACGUUGCUAAAACCAGACUACAAGCACAAGAUAUAAAUAUAAAAUCUAAACUAAAAUACAGAGGAAUAUUUCAAACAUUAACAAGGAUUGCUUCUGAAGAAGGCAUUUUGGGAUUAUACAGAGGACUUAUUCCCAUAACAUUAGGUUAUUUUCCAACUUGGAUGAUUUACUUCACUGUUUAUGAAAAGGCCAAGAUUUUUUAUCCAACUAUAUUUCAUGAAUAUAUUCAAAUCGAUAAUAAUCAUACUUUAAAUUUCUUAUCUUAUAGUUUUUCUGCGAUAACUGCAGGAGCUGUUUCAUCUACUUUCACUAAUCCAAUAUGGGUAGUUAAAACAAGACUAAUGCUACAAACUGGAAAUGGGCAUACAAUUUAUGAUUCAAUAAAUAAAACAUCUAAUAGUCAAACGAAUCAAAAUAAUAAUAUUCAAAUUAAAAGUACAAAUAAAAAUAAAAACUAUUAUUCUGGAACUUUAAAUGCUUUUUAUAAGAUGUAUAAAAAUGAAGGUAUAAAAGUUUUUUAUUCAGGAUUGAUACCUUCUUUAUUUGGCUUAUGUCAUGUUGCAAUUCAUUUUCCGGUGUAUGAAUAUUUCAAAAAGUUUUUAAAUUGUAAUAUUAAUGAAUCCAAUAGUUCUAAUAAUAUUGUUUCUAAUAACCUAUACCUACUCAAAUUAAUAUUAGCUUCAUCGCUAUCGAAAAUGAUUGCAUCUACAUUGACAUAUCCACAUGAAGUGCUAAGAACUAGAUUACAAAUUCGUUCUUUAACUUCCUUGAAAAUCGAUAAUUCUAAAGCAAGAUUGAAUCAAAAGGGCGAUUUAAUUGAUACCAUAAAGUCGAUAUACAAAAAAGAAGGAUUAAUUGGAUUUUAUUCAGGAUUUUCUACUAAUUUGGUUAGAACUGUACCUGCGAGUGCAGUUACUUUAGUAUCCUAUGAAUAUAUAAAAUUUUUUUUAAUAAAUAUAGUAGAACCUUCUACUUUAUAA
Molecule: messenger RNA, 1161 nt
Organism: Ascoidea rubescens DSM 1968
Lineage: Eukaryota; Fungi; Ascomycota; Saccharomycetes; Ascoideales; Ascoideaceae
Product: mitochondrial carrier
Exons: 2
Coding region: 1-1161 (386 amino acids)
Biological process (GO): NAD transmembrane transport
Molecular function (GO): NAD transmembrane transporter activity
Source: RefSeq, a predicted model, not a curated record